Messenger RNA from Owenia fusiformis, 3709 nucleotides. The record is from the annotation of a GenBank genome assembly. NCBI's taxonomy places the organism in Eukaryota, Metazoa, Annelida, Polychaeta, Sabellida, Oweniidae.
AAACAGCAUACCAUGUUGAUGGCAUAGACAACACAUACAUUAUAGAAAUAGAAUCUAAGAACCAUCGGCAACGUCGCCAGGUUGCCUCAUCAACUUCAGCACCUGUAGUAACAACCAAUAAGACAAAUGCUGGUUUACCUGAAGUUACAAGUGCAGAUGGCCCUGUUGAAAGUACUCAAACGCCAACUGUUGGGAUUGCUACUCAACCCACGAAGCCCCCAACUCAACCCUCAACACAAUCUCCAACUCCUACAUCCUCAACACAGAGGUCUACAAGACCACCAUUCACUGAACCGACUUGGACUGGACCAACUUUACCCGCAGAUACUAAAAUUGUGGAGGGCAACCAUUCUUACUAUUCAUCCAGUAUAAUAUCUGAAGACAACUCUGGAGCAAGGUACUGGGUAGACAUCGACAAUAUGCCAGGAGGUUCUAAGAUCAAACAUGACACACUAUCUGAAUCUCAUAGAGUCGCUUCAGUUGUGGACCUCCCAUUUGACUUCAACUUUUAUGGCCAUGUACAGAAAAAGGUCGUCAUAGCAACAGGAGGUUUCAUUUACAUGAGUCCGUUCCUGCACCAGUGGCUCACAGCUACUCAGUACAUUGCUCCACUCAUGGCAAACUUUGACACAAGACUUGGAGGCAACACAUCUCAUAUUUAUUAUGCUAAAAAUAGCACCCAUUUUGUGGUGGAGUGGAAGGAUGUCUUUGUCCAAGAUCAUCCUGAUGAUGGUGCAUUCCAUUUCCAGGCAACACUCAUGUCCAACAAUGUUAUUAUGUUCUCUUACAAAAAGGUCCCAUUUGAUGUGAAUGAGAUUUCCACAGACAACCACCCAGUAAAGAUUGGACUCUCAGAUGCUUAUUAUUAUGACAAAUAUAUCCCAGAAUACAACAUCAAGCGCAGGACUAUAUAUGAAUACCACAGGGUGGACAUUGCCACUGAUAAAUACAGAUUCAUAACUGCUGGGUCUUCUGUACUAUUUGCCCCUUUGCCAACAUGCAACUUACUGAAGUCAUGUACACAAUGCCUUGAGGCAAAAAUAGGCUUUGACUGUGGUUGGUGUGGUUCUCUAAAGAGAUGCUCCAAUGGCCUGGAUCGAAAUAGACAGGAAUGGCUGCAACAGAAUUGCCCAGCUAAGCAUGCUUCAAGUUGUGAAGGGUUUCCUGAUACCCCCAAUACAGAUAAACAAGCCUCUCCACCAGGUGGGAUGAGUCCAUUUGGCAUAGUAGCUAUUGUUGUCCUGCUUGUGGCUCUGGUAGCAGCAUUGGUCGGGGGAAUUGUCUACGCCUACAAGAAUCCAAACUCCAGGGCUGGAAUGUGGCUCAUUGAGAACCGGCCAAGUCAGCUAGCUCAAAAAAUUAAGUUCUGGAAAGGAGGCGAGGGAACAGGCGAAAAAUAUGCUGUCUCUGGGGUUGGAGAGUCUAAUGCUUAGAGAAACAAAGAUGUUUUGUAUUUACCCCGAAACAGUAACUACAUAAAGCUCUCAGAGACACACAUUGGAUACAUACAUAAGUAAUAACCCAUGCAGAGUGUUAUUGAAUUGUAAUACACAUUACACAUACACACCAUGUAAUAGGCACAAAACAAAUGGAAAUAUUAACUAAUAACGUUAAAACAUGGAAGAGAGAGUCUAAAUUACACCACACAUAUUGCAUUGCAGUGCAAAGGACUACCCAACUUAGGAAAAAUACUAUCUUGUUUUAGUUGAUGAAGCAGUAGGUUUGAGAUGUACUUAAUACUAAAGCUUUGACAAUGUACUUUCUGAAUUUGCCUCUCAGUUGAUUGGUUCAGUUUAUGCUUUCACAUUAUAUGCCUUUUUUCAUGAUAUCCCGGCUGUUGGCUCUGCUUAUUGGCAAAGAUUAAAUGAGAAUGUGAUACUCCUCUGGAUACUAUACAUGCCAAUAAUAAGUGCAUUGUUUGAGCUGGAUGCAUAAACUGAACCAAGAGGAUAAAAAUUCAAAACCACUCUGGAGUGAACAAAAGUCAGUAGUUCAGUCGGAGCUCUACCUGACAGAUGGGAGGUUUAAUCAGCAAGUAUUUAUAUUUAUUACGAAAAUGUGAUGUGAGCUACAAAGAAAACAACUUAUGAAUAACUCAGGCUGACUUGAUGAGUAUGUUAAAUUGCAUUUCACAAAAUAACUGAGACUUUGGAAUUUAAUAAAUUGACUGAUUUUACACUUUUUACCCACAAGAUAACACCUUUAUCAUUCAAAAUUGUUGAAGAUUUGUUGAUUCCAUGACACAAAGAUGUUGUUUUACUGUAGUAUGGGGCAUUAUGACAUUAAGGAACAUAUCAGUUCAGAUUGAAAGUGUAGAGAGUAUAGAACUAUUGAACAGAUAUAUGUAUAAAUCAGCAAAGUAAUAUUUUUCUAUACUAGGCUAUAUAACCACAUCUUGUAUAUUUAAAAGUGUUAAUUCACUGAUUGUAAAAAAUAGAUGAAACAAUUAGCCUUUCACUAGUUUUUCUCAGUCUUGUUAGUCCUAGGAUUUGUAUUUGUAUUAAUCUUGUUAAAGACUAAUUUCUGCAUGCAUCUCUCUCAAUACCUUUUUGUAAACAUUUAUGAAGUUUGUGUGUCACACUUUUAAGAUGAUUUUCUUCAAUAUUUAUUAUUAAUAACAUUUAUUAUUGUCCUCAGGGCACUUGAUGGCCUUGUUCAAUAUAUGAAUAUGUUCCAAGGAAUAUCAUUUUCACAUACUCCUUUAUUUAUGUUAAUACAUAGUCAUUUGGAAAACUAGAUCUUUUAUUUUAUACAUUUAUGUUACAAUUUAUUGUUUUUUGUUUUACACAAACCUGUCAGUCUUUAAGAUAUUGAUGCUUCAGAUUUUUGCUUGAGAAAUGAAUAAAUAUGACUUUGAUUUCUAUUUUUCAAGUAAGAUCUGUUUUUAAGUUAAUUUAUUGAUAUUAUGUUCCACCUACAGCUCUUUUUAUUCCGAAUAUUUAUCUGAUCAAAAAUGUGUGAGGAAUCUUUUUAGAUGGACAUCUCUUUCUAUACAUUUAUUCAUAUUUAUUUGCUUGUAGAUCUGCAAUGUUUGAAUUGAAUGCUGCACUUUAUGUAUUAUAAAUUAUAUGACUGUAAAUAAAUACAUAUAGCCUAAUAGGGACCAAUUUUCUCAGUCAUGCAGAAGUUUAGGCUCAAUUUCUUACAGAAUAUUUUACAACUUUCUAGAGAUAUGUAUUGUAGAAACUCAUUUUAUUCAGAAAAUUGUUUUAAUGAUAAUCAGAUUCAUUACAAAUAAAUUAGCGAAUAUUUGCCUGAAUAAUAAAUAAUAAAAAAUAUAUAUGUUAAUGUGCUUGGUAAACAUUGUUAUCACAAAAUGGAGUCAAUAUGAAAUAUUCACUCUUUGUUUAGGAUAGGUUGUUAUUUCGUCUAUAACACCUUAGUUUCUCAAUAACUGAAUAUGUUUAAGAGUAAAAUUAAAUGUUCAUGACUUACACCAAUGUUAAAAGUGAUUAUGUGAUUUAUUUUAUUGUACAAAGCUAUAUGUAUAUUUUUAAGAAUAAAUGGUCACAGUAAUGACAAGCAUGUACCAGAUAUAGUAGAUUUACACAAAUGCAAGACUAAUUAGAAUAUCUGUGAAUAGUUUUACAUCAUUUGAUUGUUUGUAAAUUUUGUAAGACUAAAAUUGUUCCUCACAAUUUGUAAACUUGUUUCAAUGUGCAUUGAUUAGUCCAGAAUAAAUUACUGUUAUGUACAGCUUAUCUAAUAA